Colletotrichum chrysophilum is the source of this 474-nucleotide messenger RNA. RefSeq lists its product as uncharacterized. The record is from RefSeq and is a predicted model, not a curated record. NCBI's taxonomy places the organism in Eukaryota, Fungi, Ascomycota, Sordariomycetes, Glomerellales, Glomerellaceae. The transcript has a single exon. Bases 1 to 474 code for a protein of 157 amino acids.
AUGGCCGCCCUUGAUCAAAAACAGCCUAAGCUUAUCGCAGUACUUGGAGCCACAGGAAACCAAGGUCGAGGUAUUGUCAAGGCCCUUCUAGAUGCACCUCACCACUUCGAUGUCCGUGCGAUCACCCGAGAUCCAGAUGGCGCGGCUGCUCGAAACCUUUUAGCCUUGGUCGGCCAUCACGGGAGGCUUACACUUACCCGCGGCGACGUCUAUGACUCGAAGAGUUUGGCAGAGGCAUUCGAAGGCUCCUAUGGCGUUUUCGCCAUGACGCAGAGUUUCGUUGCGGGAACAAUGUACCACCAAGAGGAAGACCUACGGCACGAGCUCGAGGCUGGGCGGAAUAUUGUCGAUGCCGCUGAAAAGACCGGUGUCAAGCAUUUUAUCUUCAGUAGUUUGCCAAACAUCGAGAACGCUAGCAACGGGCGCUACAGCAAGGUGUUCCAUUUUGACUUCAAAUCACGGAUUGACCAGUAG